Molecule: messenger RNA, 4610 nt
Organism: Penaeus vannamei (Pacific white shrimp)
Lineage: Eukaryota; Metazoa; Arthropoda; Malacostraca; Decapoda; Penaeidae
Source: RefSeq, a predicted model, not a curated record
UUGGCAAUGGAGAUGACAGCUCAACUGAGGGUCAUGAGAAGGCAGAGACAGAAUCCCAGGAGAAAUCUGAAGAAACCAAAGGAACUGAAGAGAUCAAAGAUAAUGAAGAUAAAGAAGAAGCUCUUUCACAGGAAUAUGGAUUCACCGUCAGAAUAAAGCCUCCUUACGGAGAUUCCUUCUCCAUACAGGUCAGCAGCAUGGAACUGGUGCAGGAGAUCCAUCAGCUGCUCAUGGAUCGGGAGGACACCUGCCAUCGCACGUGCUUCUCUCUGCACUUGGAUGGCCAGACCCUGGAUAAUUUUGCUGAACUCAAGACUAUAGAGGGGUUAAAGGAAGGGUCAGUGAUCAGGAUUCAGGAGGAGCCUUACACCGUCCGGGAGGCUAGAAUCCAUGUACGCCAUGUGCGAGACCUACUGAAGAGCUUGGAUCCCAUAGAUGCACUGAAUGGUGUCGACUGUGCUUCCCUCUCUUUCCUUAACACCGUGACUCAUGGGGAUGUUCUGGAGAAGAAAAAAAAGUCAUCUGAAUCAGUAGACUGUACCCCGCCAAAGUACAUCCUUCCAAACUGUAAGGAUCGCCAAUUAAUCCCUCUGCAACCGACAAUGAAGGAGCAGAAAUCACCACAGUGCCUGAAGGUUCUCACCAUGAGUGGCUGGAAUCCUCCCCCUGGUCCCCGCAAGUUGCAUGGGGACCUCAUGUACCUGUAUGUUGUCACCCUAGAGGGCAAGCAUUUCCACAUUACAGCAUCCACCUGGGGUUUCUAUCUUAAUCAGACAAGUGAAGAGGAAUUCAACCCCAGACCAGCUAAUCCUUCCUACUUGUGCCACUCUCUUAUUGAUUUGCUGAAUAUGCUGUCUGCUGCAUUUAAACGAAAUUUUGCCAACCUGCAGAAGAAACGCACAUCUCGUCAUCCAUUUGAACGUGUGGCCACACCAUAUCAGGUGUAUGCUUGGGCCUCACCUAUGCUAGAACAUGGGAUCGAUGCUUUGCGUGCAGAAGAUGCUUUUAGCAGCAAGUUAGGAUAUGAAGAGCAUAUUCCUGGACAGACACGGGACUGGAAUGAAGAACUCCAGACGACCAGGGAGCUUGCAAGAAGAACCCUUCCUGAAAGACUUCUGAGGGAACGAGCCAUUUUCAAAGUUCAUAGUGACUUUGUUGCUGCAGCCACGAGAGGGGCCAUGGCAGUCAUUGAUGGUAAUGUUAUGGCUAUUAAUCCAGGUGAAGAUCCCAAAAUGCAGAUGUUUAUUUGGAAUAACAUUUUUUUCAGCCUGGGCUUUGAUGUAAGAGAUCACUACAAGGAGGUAGGUGGUGAUGCAGCAGCUCAUGUUGCCCCACGCAAUGACUUGCAAGGAGUUCGUGUUUAUAGUGCAACUGACUUAGAAGGCCUGUACACUCUGGGCACAGUCGUUGUUGACUACCGGGGCUAUCGUGUAACAGCACAAUCAAUAAUCCCAGGUAUCCUUGAGAGGGAGCAGGAACAAUCUGUUGUUUAUGGCUCAAUUGAUUUUGGCAAGACUGUUGUUACUCAUCCUAAGUACAUGGAUCUGUUACAGAAGGCUGGACAACAACUCAAGAUAUUACCUCAUAAGGUAUUGAAUGAAAAGAAUGAAGAGAUUGAACUGUGCUCAUCAGUGGAAUGUAAAGGCAUAAUUGGGAAUGAUGGCCGUCACUAUAUCUUGGACCUCCUUAGAACCUUUCCUCCUGAUGUAAACUUCCUAGAACUGGAAGACGCUCAUCUUGGUCCUGCCUCCCGUGAACUGGGCUUCCCAGUCAUUCACAAACACAAACUAGCAACAUUGAGGCAGGAACUUGUGGAUGCAUUUGUAGAUAAUCGUUAUAUGAUGUUCCUGAAGUAUGCUGCACUCCAUCUUCAGCAGCUGAGUGGUAAAAAACAGGAAGCCACUAAACUUGCUGCUUUGAAAGAAAAGGAAGAGAAGGAAAAGGAUAAAGACAAGGACAAUAAAGAGAUUGAAGCUGAAGAAGCAAAGAAAAUUGUUGAAAAUGUGACUGAAAGCAUUGCUGCUGAGAAGCAGGUAGAAGAGAACACUAAAGACAUCAUCAAAAAAGCAGCUGCAGCUGUAGGUUCCCUGAAGGAGGCUGACUUUGACAUAAGGUUUAACCCUGAUGUUUACUCUCCUGGUGUACAACAUUCAGAACCAGAGGGAGAGCAGUUAAAGAAGGAGAGGAAGUUAGUGUGUGAUGCUGCUGAAUUUCUGGUAAGUGUACAGUUGCCCAGCCUUGUUCAUGAUCUGACUGAUCAUGCAGCUGCUCCCACAGAUGGGACAACAUUAUGUGAAGCACUUCAUACUAGGGGUAUUAAUAUUCGCUACCUUGGGAAGGUAGCGAAUCUGUUAGCCAAGGUUCCUGAAUUGGAUUAUAUCCAUACCAUAGCUGUUGAAGAAUUAAUUGCAAGAGCAGUGAAGCACAUUUUUACAAGUUACCUUCAGUCUGUAGAAACAAUAUCCUUGUCAUCUGCUGUCGCACACUUCCUCAAUUGCUAUUUGUCAUCAUGUACUAGUCCACAUGCUUCCAGCAAAAACGAUGAGCUUCUGACCAAGAGGAAGCGGAAGAAACACCCAUUUAGUAAUAAUGUUUCAAAAUGGUUAAACUUAAAUCCCAAGACCCUUUGGAGUCAGAUCAAGAAUGAACUCAAUGAAUAUUACGACUGGACUUUGAAAGCAGAUGGCAUAGAUACUGUGGUGCAAAAGUAUAAUGUACAGAAGGUUUCUCUCUUGAGAACCUUUUGUAUGAAGUCUGGGGUUCAGCUGUUCCUCAGGGAUUAUACUUUUGAUGAUAAAUCUCAAGAGAGUUUCCAGGAGGAAGAUAUAAUCAACUUGUUCCCCAUAGUGAAACAUAUCAAUCCCCGUGCUACUGAUGCUUUCAGUUUGUAUACAGCUGGUCAAACCAAGAUUCAGCAGGGCUUCCUGAAAGAUGGGUAUGAUUUGAUUAGUGAAGCUCUAACACUAUUGAACAAUGUGUAUGGUGCAAUGCAUCCAGAAAUUGCCCAAUGCUUACGCAUGUUGGCACGCCUUAACUACAUCAUGGGAGACUAUGUAGAAGCUAUGUCCUAUCAGCAAAAGGCAGUCUUAAUGAGUGAAAGAGUUAAUGGUAUUGAUCACCCAUACACCAUCACAGAAUAUACUCAUUUGGCUCUUUAUUGUUUUGCCAACCAGCAGGUCAGUGUGGCUCUCAAGUUAUUGUACCGUGCACGCUACUUGUUGCUUCUCAUCCAUGGUGAAGUACACCCUGAAGUGUCUUUGGUAGAUUCCAACAUUGGCCUUAUUCUACAUGCUGUUGGUCAGUACAGCCUUUCCCUCCAGUUCCUGGAAAAAUCCUUAGAACUCAACUGUAAAUUCUUUGGUGAUAAGAGUUUGAAGGUGGCACUGAGCUACCAUCUUGUAGCCCGAACACAAAGUUGUAUGGGAGACUUCAGAGGAGCCCUUAAAAAUGAAAAAGAAACUUUCACCAUUUACAAAUCUCAACUAGGACCUGAACAUGAAAAGACUAAAGAAGCAGAUGAGUGCCUUCGUCACUUGACACAGCAAGCAGUGGUCAUGGCUAAGAAAAUCUCUGAGGCAUACAAUGGUCGCAGUACUCUUGGUCUCCCACCCAUUCAGAUCCAACCACCGUCCAUGACUAGUGUGCUAGAGCUUCUCAAUAUUAUUAAUGGCAUCCUUUAUGUUCAGAUCACUCCUGCAGAGAUAGAAAGGGUGCGAGCAGAAUUAGAGAAGAGCCAUGCAAAGGCUCUAGAAGAAAAGUCUAAAACCAAGAGAACUCAAAAGACAAAAGGGAAGAACAAAGAACUUGAUUUGAAGAAUGAAGAAAGUGAUGCAAAGAGUGAUGAGAGUGACAGUAAGAGUGAAGAUGAUGAUUCAAAAAAGAUGGCCUCAGCAGAAGAGAGAGACGAAAGUGACAAUAAAAGUGAGGAAGAAACAGUUGUCAAGGCAAUUGAUAUUGAUAUUAAAAGUGAAGAAGAAGAAGAACCUGCAAGUAGGUGAAAGAUGUAGUCUGAAUAUGCACAAAAUUGUCUAGGUAAAUAUUCUGGAUCAUCAGCAUUUCAUGUGUACCUUUGGUUGAGCACAAUUGAUGGAAAGGAAAACAAGCUCAAAGAAAUGACCUCACUUUCAGCUAGAUUUCGCUAGCAAGACGAAGCCUUGGAUGAUCUUCCCAGAUAGCGAUAUGGGCUGUGAUUCAAGGCAUAGCAAUGCAAUCAGUGCUUCUCAUGUGUCAUAUGUUGUAGUCAGAUGUAGUUCAUGUAAUAUGUAAGUCCUAUUUUGUAUGAAGCUUAUAGUUUUGUAUAAAUAGUUGUUGAGUGUAAUAGGAAUAGUUUACAUUCCACUGUAUAGCAUAGGCCAGUGUAGUACCAGAAAUUAGACAGUUGCCAGGAUGCGGCAAAGAAAGCAGUUGAAGUUUUAUUUUUCAGAGACGUACCUGCUCAGCUGUUCAAUAACUGGUGAUACGCAUUAGGCCCCUCAACAGUUUUCAUUUUUUUUUUUUUUUACAUUUAUUUAACAAACAAUUUAUUUAACAAAAGGUACUUUCAAUAGAUAUCCUUUAACCUUUGUUUAAUGAUUGUGUAAUAAAGUGUAAGUAAUCUAGUCCCGUUGGUU